GAGAGCGAUGGCCGCGGGUGCCUGACGGUCGCAAUGGAGGAGCGGCUCGACAGUCUGGAUGGCUGGGUGUCGGUGCGGAGCGGGCUGUUCACCGAGCCCGAGCGCCCGCGACUCCGCUUCCUAGUGGCCUGGAACGAGGUGGAGGGAAUGUUCGCGGUGAGCUGCCACAGCCGGCCGCUACAGGCGCGGGAUGCCGAAGCUGAGGCCGAGUCCCCGUCCCCGUCCCCGUCCCCAUCUCCGGGCAGCUGGGCCGCGCUCUACUCCCCCAGGGAGCUGCUCGGCAUCCACCGGCUGCUAGUGCAGAGCUGCGCCGACCUGGAACCCUGCUUCCCGGCGCUGCCCGAACUGAGGCCGCGGAGCCUGUGGGGCCUUCUGUUCCCGGACCGCUCUCUGACCGAGGGCACCGAUCCCGGCCUCGACAUGGACACCGUCUGCUGCCAGCUCGAAGCCUAUCUGGGUUCCGCCGUCGAGCUCUGCGGCCACCGCAUUGCCCUGGAUACACUGUUCCCCGAGGCCGAGGACGACGACUACUUUGAGAGCGUCAGCGAGCUGCGGGGCCGUAGCCUGGAGCAACGGGUGGCCGGCGGGCGAGAGGCGCUGAGGAAGAUCUUGCACCAACACAGACAUGUUAAGAAUAUGGUAGCCCUUAAGAAGCUGUACCAGGAGGAAGAUGAAGCCUAUCAGGAUCUAGUCACUGCAGCCACACAGUUCUACCAGUGUUUGCUGCAGCCCUUCAGGGACAUGCGCGAGUUUGCCUCACUGUGCAAACAGGAGGCCUUGAAAUCCCUCGAGUUUGACACCCUGGGUCCAAGGAGAAUUCAGAGUCUGCAGAAAGAAGUGGAAGAGUGGUCUCGGCGCAUGCAAGAAGCAAUCUGCUCAAUUCAGGACAUAACAGUGGAUUAUUUCAGGGAGACAGUGAAAGCAUUGGCAGCCAUGCAGAAGCAAAUGGAAGAAGAUCGAAAUCGCUUUGGCAAAGCUGCCUGGGCCAGUGUGGCACCUAGACAGGAAAAACUGAAGUUCAUGUUUGCGAAGGAAACUUUGCAACACACCAGGGCAAAAGAGCUGUGCUUGAAACGCAAGAAAGCCCAGAUUCAGUACAAGAUGGAACAUCUUGACAACAAGGCAGUGGAGAUGGUGGAUGAACUAGAAAUGCAGUAUUAUGAAACACAGCUGGAGCUGUACAGCAUUCAGCUAGAAACUUUAAAGUAUGAGGAAUUGCUGGUUGUUGCCCAGCUGGACACCAUUCGACGUGAAGUCAGGGAAAAAGAGGAAGAGGUGAUUUACUAUGAUGCUUGUGAAGACCCUGAGCAGCUUCAGGCCAAUGAGGGGAUGGGCCUGGUACAUGACAGUCGGUCAGUAGAUCUUAACAAGUUGAUGCGUAAAGCUCAUCAGCUGGAGACUAAACGCGGUGCUAUUGGCUCACGGCGAUCCUACCUGAGGAAUAAGCGGGAUCAGUGUAAGGAAACUCAAAAGACAAAGCAGCAACAGUUACAAGAAGCAGAAGUUCGUUUACGACAGCACCACAGUAUUCAGCUAAAACGUGACCAGCAGAAAGAAGAAAAGAAGCGGAAGAGGGAAUGGGUAAACAUGGAGAGGCAAAAGACUUUGGAAAGGCUGCGUAACUUUAAGGAGAAAUCAUCGGGGCAGAUUGCAUUUAAACCUCGUUGUCAAGCUCGCAGAAUGCAGAGGCAAGAUGCCACGUCACCUCACGCUGGACAACCAAUGUCCAUCAUGGAUAAUUCCAUUAGUAAAAAACAAUCCAGACCCUCUAAGGCCUCCAGAAAUAUUCCAGUACAAAUCUUCUUGCCAGCUGCUGCUUCGAUAUCUCCAGGACAGAUGGAAACGAGUGAGAUCUCUUCAGUAAUGCCUCCUGUUCCCCCUCCUCCACCCCCUCCGCCGCCUCUCCCUCCACCCCCCCUUCCACCAGCUCUGCCGAGCAGCAAGAGUUCAUCAAAGGGAGAUCAGGAGCAGCCCCUCAUCUUCACCACUGAGAAUUCAGCAAAGAAAUCCCUGCAAGAAAAUAUAGGGACAAUGGAUGAUGUGCUGGCUUCAUUGAAGCGUGGCGAAGUAUUGCUUAGGAAGGUUGAUCGAACUAAGGUGCAGUAUGCAGAGAAGCCUCGGGAUCUGCGAGAAAGCUUGUUAGCCGAGAUUCGACGAGGCAUCCCACUAAGAAAGGUGCAACAAGCCCGUGAUGGAAAGUCAAGCCCUGACCCAGCCUCGGACAGUGACCCAGCUACUCAGUUAGAACGCAGCAUUAAAGCAGCUAUGAAACGGAUGAAAAAAGUGUCUUCUGACUCUGAUGAAGAUGACAGUGAAGAUGGAGAGUGGGAUGGCUGACAUACCACUUCGUCCCAGUACUUGCUCUGUGCCAUCUGCAAAUUGAGUUUUGCACUGUCUGAAUUAGCUGACAGAAUAAUGCAGUUACUGCAGAGUUGAAUGGAGUUUAGCAGAUUACAUGCCCAGCCAGUGUUUGUGCUGAAGGAUCCUGUCUGUGUACUGCUUUGCCACAGAAUCUCAGUAUAAGUAUAGUACCAAAUGUCAAUACCAAUGUCCAUUCAACGCAAGGCCACAGUCAGUGGACAGUUCAGACUGUUCUUGCAUAAAAAUAAUUUGAAUUAAGUGCCUUUAAAUUAGAAGAUUUCACCUUUACUGCAUGUGCACAAUAGAAGAGAUGGUUGUGUGUGCGUGAGCACAGGCUUGUCUGUCUGUGUGUGUGUGUGUGUGUACCUCUUAAAACUUCUUAAUAUUUUGCACAGACUAUCAAUCCCUCAAUGACUCCAUGUAUUGUUUCCCUUAUUUCCCAUUCAUUUUCUGUUGAGCUGCCUUGGUUUUAUUUGGGAGCCUGAUAGUCCCCGUUGCACUUAAGAAAAUAUUAUUUUUACAGAAAAUGUCCUGUGAAUUGAUUACUGUGCCAGCAGUUUUCCUCAUUAUAUCAUUAUUCCAUCUGUUUCAUGAUCAGAUCCAGGGGAGCUCCAGUGGAGAAGUGUAGCUGAGGGAGAAAGGCCAUGACUACGUUAAGUAGUUUACAGGUUUGCGACACUGUGCGCCUCCCUUAUCUUUGAUGUUCCAUGAUAUUCCAGAAACAUUGGUGGAUGAUUGGCACUUAAAGUGUUAAGAGCCAGGAUAGCAAAAGAACAAAGACUUAGGUUUUACAUUCUGAGGAAAAACACUUGUGUGGUGUAGGAAACAGGAUCCUGAAACAGCAGUGUGCUAAUGCCUGAGUCAACGGUGUAGUUCUGUGGUUGGUGAUUAAUGAGAUCCCCUGCUCUUGGGAUAAUGGCAUGGGGCAACCUGCGUUCAGCUCAGGUAAGCUGUGUGCGGGGUUUAGUGUCGGUGAGGGAGCACUCACAUCACGUGACUUGGAUGCAGCCAGUUGAGCCAUGGCUCUAAGAUACUGGGGAAUGAUCUUGGUGACACAAGUUUGAAAAUGUUAAACUUUAUGGGGCAUUGGCCCAGUGCAGGGUAGUGGAGCAGCAGGCUGUCAGAACUGCUCAAGUUUUAGCUAGAGAAUGUUCACCUGCAGGAAGUGAUUUGCUCACUUACUGGGACUGACCACUGUAUGUUAGCUUCUGCAAGGUGUUGCAUCUCAGGAUAGACAAUUAACUCCUGCUGACAUUUGAGGCAGUCUAUGAAGUCCAGGAUGCUUACAGAUGAUGAGCUGUUAACCUUUUACUUGCAGAAGUUAUCAUUCUGCUCCAGGUUUAAUGGAAACUGGAGCAGCUAUGGCUCUCUGCAGUUUAAUGAGAAUUCUCCCAAGCAGACACAACCAGAUGACUGUACCUAAUUGUAACACAUAGGCGAGCCUGUACCAUUUGAACCUGUGAAAAGUGGUUACCCAGAGAAAUUAAAAAGGCAACAGUUUACCGGAGUAAAAAACUGUACAGUAGUUGAGGGAGAAUUGGUUAAUAUUGCAUUAUGCUUUUUCCUCUCAGGUGUUUAAAGUUUCUUUUCAGAAUUGCUUCUGAAAAUAUUCGUAUUUAUAAUUGUACUUUGCAUAAAUGAAUGAAUGAAAAUGAUAGCUAUUAAUUUUUAAUAAUAUUGUUUUUCCUAAGUGUGACUACAGAGCACUCUGGUCACAUUCUAUUCCAAGAACCCUCCUCAUAUGCAUUUGUUUUCAUAUUGUGAGGUCUUAUUGUAUAAACACAUUCUGCAGAGGCUGGAAAUCCGGAGCAACACACACCCUUUAUCAUCAGAUGAAGGGUCAAGGUCUGAAAUAUAAACUGUUUAUUCCUCCCCAUAGAUACUGCCUGAGCUGAGUUCCUCCAGCAUUUUGAGAGUACUUAUUUCCUUUUCUAAAGCGUCCCUGCCAUGGAGUAGCAAUCACUCAUGGAAGCCACUAAUUUCUGAUUGUGUAUUGGGUGUUCUUUCUGUCUCAUCAGAAGUCAGUGCAGUAACUAGUGUUUUUAUUUUUUAAACAACUGAAACUCUGACUUCCUGACUGGAGUAGAAUGUGAUUUCUGCUCUGGUCCUGUGCCAGCUGAGGGAAUAGUUGGUUUAAAUUGCUAAGCCCACAGCUAAGGUGAGACCCUGUUGUUGCAGCUUUCGGACAAAAUGCUGCUUGUAUCAGUGAAUUGUUAAAUUGUUGAGAUCUAAAAUACUUGGGAAAAGAACCAAAGAUAAAAUGAAAGGUUUUUAUUCAGUUGUGUGCAGGAACCGGGGACUGGAAAGCAGCAUAAAUAGGAAUUUCAGACCAGAGCUGUAUAUAGAAUCAGUAAUCAUUUUGAAGAGGAUGGGGGAGAGGAGUAGGGAGUGGGACUAGUGGGAGAGUACUACGACAGGUAUGAUGGGGAAAAUGGCCUCCAGCAACACAUGACGACGCUUGCAUUGCAACAAAAGGAGGCUGUUCCACUCAGCAGAUGCCUCUUCUGCUCAGAGCCUGUAUUUGCCCUGAAUCUCACUCAACCUCCAUAAAACACCAGCAACGAGACAGCACCCAGUAGUUUUAACAUUGCCUUAAGCAAUCAGCUUAAGUUUAAACAUGAGCCCCGGUCAUGGAACCCACGUCAGAAGUUCCUUCUGACCUUUAUCUUCUUUAAUCAUAGACAUCACAAUUAAUCACUCAUAAAUUGUCUAUAUACUUAAGGACAAAAGAAACCUGGUUAAAGAGGACCUUCUCUGUUCCUUCCCUAUCUCUGGUGCUUGAAACCACUCUGAAACUGCAGGUUGGUCUAAUCCAAGCUUUAGACACUAGUGUGCAGUUUACUAACUGAAUUGCCAGCCAGUCUAAUCCAAGCUUUGGUCACUAGGGUCCAAUACCAACUGAAACUUGAGCAGAGUAUAAAACCCAGUGUCCUCGGUCUGGAAGCUUUAUGCAGGGAGGGAAGAAAUGAAGAAAUGUGAUACUUGACCAUGUUUCUGCCUCAAAACUCCAAAUUGGGUAAAGCUUCAACUUGGAUGGUAAGGCAAAAUUAAAUAAAUCUCUGCUUUUAGAUCAUGGUCAGGGAUGAAGUAUGUUGCUAGCCAAUUUGUCUUGAGGUCAUUUGUGUGGGAAUAUCUGCAGAUUAUUAAGUUCAAGGAAUGGAUUCUGAGUGUUGGGAAGCUAGUAUCACAGGGGGACAGCAGUGGUUUCACAGGUAGGCCUCCUAUCUGAGAGCCCCAGAGACUCUGGCUCAAUCCUGAUCUCUGUGUGGCGUUUGCACAUUAUUGUGAUUGUGUGAGCCCGUGGCAUGUGUUCCAUUUUCUUCCAUACCCUAAUGAUGGGUUGGUGGGUUAACGUCUGUGGUACAUUACCUUGUAGUCUAGGUAAGAACCGGAGAAGGGAGAAGUGUUGAUGGUCAGUUAUUUAGAGGUAAGCACGGCAACGGGCCUUUCCGGCCCAAUAAGCCCGCACCAUCCAGUUACACCUACGUUACCAAUUACUAGCCCAUAUGGCUUUGCAAUGUGAGAGGAAACCCACAGGGAGAAUACAAAAUCCUUGCAGGCAAUGCUGGUUUGCUAGCUCUGUAAUAGCAUUACACUAACCACUACGCUACCAUGUGUCAUGACUCUCUGUGUCAUGCAAGAAGGAAUUACUUACAGAGGUUAUAGGGAAAUAAUAUGAGAAUGAUGGAAUUGUCUUUCAGAGAAUGGAUGCUUCUCUGGUGUAGGUAUGAUCUGAUAGGUUUGCAGGCUGACUGUUCCCUCGUUCAUAUGUGUAAGUAUUGGGCACCCUGCAACCAGAGGAAUCUCAGGCUGGGAGCAAAAGGCCCUGGGCUGGUGAGCAGUAUUGGACACUGCAGGAGCAAAGUCAUCUCAGUGAAGAGAGUUCACAAUGUUCUUGGUGAGCAAUUGUUAUAAGGGGUUGUGUGCACAUAUUGUAGACCUGGUAGUUCUGCAAAGUGUGUCAUGAGGACAUGGUCAGAUUACACAUGGUUGAGAAGGAUAAAAGUCGAUUACUGAUGCUGAUUAGUUGGUAAAAUGAGCAGAAUAAUGCAAAUAGACAUUUUGUGAGUGCAAGGUGGUAACUUUCUGAGGAUUAAUGCUACUAGGACACGGACAAGAAAUGAAGGGAGCAUUGAGAAACAAAGACGCCUUGUUGGGUUCUUAAGGAUGCCUGAAAGUGGCACCACAGGUAGAUGCAGUGGUGAAGAAGACAAUGGGAGAUUGUGUUGCUUUCAUUUCCUCAGCAAUAGAAGAGCAGGAAAGUUAUGGUACAGUCUUAUAAAAUAGCAUAGUACUUUCUACAUUUCUGGCCACCAGAUUAUAAGAAGGCUGUCAUUGCGUGGAGAUUGUGCAGCAGUGAUUCGUCAGGAUAGUCAUGUGGAGAGGUUGGGUUUUCCCUGCACUGCAGGAGGCUGAUGAAAGGAUCUGCUUAUAUAAAACAGGACAGACCUGUUCAAGGGUGGGUUCAUCUCCACAGGUGUGAAGCCAAUGCCCUCCCAAGGAGGUUCAUUGGUAGUUGGGGAGGGUUUAAGGUAAAUUGGGAGGGGGUGGAAUAAGAUCCAUAAUGAUCUCAAUAUUAAUGGGGAUUGUUAAACGGUAAUGUGGGAAGGGAAUUGUGAAAUAUGCAGGAAUGUUUGAUCAAUAGACCAAGUGUCAGUGAAGAAUUAGGAGCAGUGAUGAAAGGAGUAUACCAAAAGACUAGUUAGCGGAAUGUAUUUAGUAGGGAGAUGUUGAAAUAUUAGUGAAAAUGUAUUCAAAGGAUUGAGCAGAAUUGACAUGAAUUAUGAAAAGGAAAUAUUUACAAAAUGGUGUUUUUAAGGCUGUGAUUGGUGUAAUAGGUGAGUGAUAACAAUGGAUGCAUAGAGUCAGACAUUUUGCUACAGUACGUAAAGCCCUGGUAAGACUGUGUGUGCAAUAUAGCAAAUGGGUCCAGUCUCCCAAUCUACUCGUGAUAGAUAACUGGAGCAAAGUUGUGGGUGAGGAUGGUAGUAUUUGGUGUAUGAGGGGAGACUAGACAAAGUGGGGCCCUCAGCCCUGAGUGUAGAAGAAAUUCCUUCAUCCAGAGGGUGGUGAAUCCUUGGGAACUAUCUGCCCAAGAGGGCUGUGCAUUUUCAGUCACAGAGCAUAUUGUGGACAGAGAUUGAUAAAUUUUUAGAUACCAAGGAGAUUGAGAUGAUAAGAAGUUAAUGUUGCUGGGAGCUGGGGAAUGUGAUGACAGCAGAGAUUUUUCUGAGAGUAAGCUGGGGGGAGUUUAAAAGUAAAACGUAAAAAUAGACUAUUAGUUUGUAUAAGGAGCCCAGCUGUGUCCAUACCCUCAUUACUCAGUGAGGCAGGAAGCUAAGGAGCCUGGAGUGCUUCAGGAAGGCUGAAUGACAAGGGUGUUGCAGGGCCUGUUGGAUGGUUUGAUCAGCAACAGCCCCAGUGAGUGGUUGGUGGGUCAGCUCUCCAGGGUCCAUAGGUUCCAGUUGAGGGACAACGAUUAGAGGGUUGCACCCAGUGAAAUGGAGCCCAAUGACAGCUUCCACCUUCCAUCCCUUCCCUACUGCACACAAAGACCAGGAACCCCACUGUAACCUGCUUGUUCCUGGGCCUGUUGACUUUGUUAUAUUAUCACUGACAGUGACGUUCCUGGGAGAGUGGGUGGUGACCAGAAUCAGAAGUUGAGAGAACGCUUUAAUGUCAGUGCCAGAGAUUCUCCACGGAGGAAACUUAAGAGCAAUUCUGAAAAUGUUUGUUAUAGCAACACAUUUUCCAGGAUCUGCAACAUUUCUCUUAAAGCACAACUAUUUGAAACAGUUCCUUUCUCUACUGUGCGAUCAGGAUGUGGUAUUAUAGGGUUUAUCAGCCAGGGCAUGAUCUGUUUGGACACUCAGAAUCUUCCCACUUCCCCGUUGAGACCAAAAUUGUGGAUAUCAAAUCAAUAUCUAUUCCCAUAUCUGAGGGAGUCCUGCAGGUAGAUUAACAAAUAAAAAUGAACUGCCGACUUAUCAGAUGGAUGGAGUCAUUAAAGGGUUAGUUGUAGCAGUAUCCACUGAUAUGUUAAGUAGCUUUGGAGUUGGUUCUCAUGACCCUUGUACUGCACUUUGUGCCCCAUGCAUGGAUGCAAGGUUCUGUCAUGCUAGGGUAGGUGAUUUUACUCCAGGGUUUCUCUGGAGAUGCGAAGGGAGGAGGAACGUCGACUCAGACCAUGAGAGGCCUGUGUCAGGCAUUUUCAUGCCUUACGAGGCGCAGAUUGGAAGUCUGUGUGGGGCACCACUCCUCGCACAGACACUAGAGCAAUGUGUGGGCAAGUGCCUUGCUCAAGGACACAAACACGCUGCCACAGCUGAGGCUCGAACCAGCGACCUUGAGAUCACUAGACGAACGCCUUAACCUCUUGGCCACGUGCCCAACAGGGUUCCUCCAGAGAUGGGGAAACAUGUCUAAUUUUGCAGGAUGCCUUAUCACUUCUAUCUCCUGGUAAUCUAUGACAGAGCUCAGAAUAGUGAGUUUGGUGUUGGCCAUGCCAAUGACAGGCUGUCCAACUGAGUCAAAUUAAGGCAUUGACGUUGAGCUGGGAGGACACUAAUAUUCGAUUACCCUUCCACUGAAGGUGAGAUGCACCAUUGUGACAAAAAGAGGGUGCUGUCACAGCCUGAUUUGGAACUCAUCUGUAUUUGGGAUUAACUGUUGUGGAUCUAUUGGUUAAUUAUGGUUUGCAUAUCACUGCAAGGUGCAGGUGAAUGUCACAGAUGCAGAAACUGCUCUCUAGUCCCACUGGGCUGACAGCCAGAGGCUAUUGUAAGGUUGCCAGUCGUGUGUAGUGGCUGAUACUACACAUUGAAGAUCUUGUCCAUUGUCCCUCUUGAAUCCACACUCAUUCAAGGAUCUGCUCUUCAGCCUGAGAGAUGGUUAAGGAAGUUUUAUCAUUGAUGUUUCCUCCCUGACAGCAGGGAGACACUUUUGUAAUGUCUGAGAUUCCCUAACAAGUCAUCCCCUGAUCAGAUGUGAAAGUUAGCUUGUAACUAAACAUCUCUUCAAAGUUAGAGUAAGUCUGCCAAACAAAAGUAAAAAGAUUCCCAAUCUUCGAGCACAAGCCCCACUGAGAGCAGUUAAAGCUGACACGCUGCCUCUGCUCAGUGGGAAUGCUUAUGUGCUGGAGGUGUGAUCAUGAGGAAGCAGGGUCAUGAGAGAGAAAGGUCAAUGACUACAGAGUGAACAGGAUCACAUGCUCCACAUGAAGGAGGGCAGGAAGCACUGACCCUGCCAGUCUGUGUGAGGCCUCAGCAGGGACAAACGAUUGCUUGAUCCAAAACUCAGCAUUACAGGAGUGUGAAAUAACUGGUUCAAUAUCUGGUAGACAACCAGUGAGAGGGUAAGGCAGGGAACAGUCACUGUCUGGGAAUUACCCAGGCCUCCCUGCAAAUGGACAGGUUU
This is a messenger RNA of Mobula hypostoma (lesser devil ray), 9777 nucleotides long. Its product is annotated as WASP homolog-associated protein with actin, membranes and microtubules. NCBI's taxonomy places the organism in Eukaryota, Metazoa, Chordata, Chondrichthyes, Myliobatiformes, Myliobatidae. Gene Ontology annotation, biological process: endoplasmic reticulum to Golgi vesicle-mediated transport; Arp2/3 complex-mediated actin nucleation. Gene Ontology annotation, cellular component: cytoplasm; endoplasmic reticulum-Golgi intermediate compartment membrane. Gene Ontology annotation, molecular function: Arp2/3 complex binding; actin binding. The record is from RefSeq and is a predicted model, not a curated record. Bases 34 to 2337 code for a protein of 767 amino acids. The transcript is spliced from 10 exons.